Molecule: messenger RNA, 1021 nt
Organism: Pelagomonas calceolata
Lineage: Eukaryota; Pelagophyceae; Pelagomonadales; Pelagomonadaceae
Source: the annotation of a GenBank genome assembly
CCAAGAUCGCCGCCGCGCUGCACGCGCCCCGCGUCCGCCAACGCCGCGUGCUGAUGCGCGCGGCACCAUCGAGGCUCUGCAAAAAUGCCGGACGCCCGCGCGCGCGCGCGUCGGCCGUGCGUGCUGCGCAUCGUUCCGGCUGCCCCACUGUCUGGAUGCAAAGAAUGUGGUCGCGGAGGCGAGGCGAGAGCCUGCACGCCAUCGCCGCGACGCGACGUGACCCGCAGGUCAAUAAUCAUGUACAAACUCCUUCUUGUUCUCGCUUCGGCCCAGGCGCUCAAGCGCCCGCAGCGCGCGCUGGCCGUGCGUGGCGGCGAGAUCGACCCCAUCACGGUCGGCAAGGGCGUCGUGCUCGCCUCGGGUCUCUAUGGCGCGUUCGACCCGAAGGGGAAUCUCGACAAGUACGGUAUUAAGGCCGAGGCCAAGGGCCAGGCGGCGGGGCGCUGCACGGCCUGGAUGCAGAUCAUGUUCGCGGCCGCGCUCAACCUCGACCCGGAGUCCGUGCACGCGCAAAUGAUGUACCAUAUGCUCGCGGUGAUGGUCAUCACAGAACCUAUGUCUGAGGUUUUCGGGGCCCCGAAGGCUCCGAGCGUCAUCUGGAUGGCUAUUCUGGGCGCGGUCGGGUACAAGACCCUCGACGGGUCCCUCAACAAAUGGGUCGCCACGGCCAUCUUCCUCGCAAACGGUGCGCAGGCCUUCCUCGCGCCUGAUUCCAUCUGCGACAUGUAUGGAAUUAAGGGCGCCAACAAGAUUGUCAAGGCGAUGUUCAGUCUCAUGGGCGGCCAGAUGCUCUGCACCGGCACCUACCUCGGGGCGCUUCUCAUGGACAAGAGCCAGUCGGAGGCGUUCGCCUACGCCAUGGCCGUCAACGGCGCCGCCGCCGCGAAAUACGCCCUCACGGACGCGGACGACCUCAACGCCCCGAAGACCGGUGCGCUCGCCUGGGCCGCUAUCUCGGCGGGCCUCGCCUACAAGGCGCUCAACUAGACCCGUACUAGUAGAAGUAACUUAACUAACAAGU